Molecule: messenger RNA, 1025 nt
Organism: Symphalangus syndactylus (siamang)
Lineage: Eukaryota; Metazoa; Chordata; Mammalia; Primates; Hylobatidae
Gene: POMC
Product: proopiomelanocortin
Biological process (GO): regulation of corticosterone secretion
Cellular component (GO): secretory granule; extracellular region
Molecular function (GO): G protein-coupled receptor binding; hormone activity
Source: RefSeq, a predicted model, not a curated record
GGGUCCCACCAAUCUUGUUUGCUUCUGCAGAGCCUCAGCCUGCCUGGAAGAUGCCGAGAUCGUGCUGCAGCCGCUCGGGGGCCCUGUUGCUGGUCUUGCUGCUUCAGGCCUCCAUGGAAGUGCGUGGCUGGUGCCUGGAGAGCAGCCAGUGUCAGGACCUCACCACGGAAAGCAACCUGCUGGAGUGCAUCCGGGCCUGCAAGCCCGACCUCUCGGCCGAGAUUCCGGUGUUCCCGGGCAAUGGCGACGAGCAGCCUCUGACCGAGAACCCCCGGAAGUACGUCAUGGGCCACUUCCGCUGGGACCGAUUCGGCCGCCGCAACAGCAGCAGCGGCAGCGGCAGCGGCGCAGGGCAGAAGCGCGAGAACGUUGCAGCGGGCGAAGACCGCGGCCGGCUGCCUGAGGGCGGCCCAGAGUCCCGCAGCUAUGGCGCCGAGCCGGGCCCGCGCGAGGGCAAGCGCUCCUACUCCAUGGAGCACUUCCGCUGGGGCAAGCCGGUGGGCAAGAAGCGGCGCCCGGUGAAGGUGUACCCCAACGGCGCCGAGGACGAGUCGGCCGAGGCCUUCCCCCUGGAGUUCAAGAGGGAGCUGACCGGCCAGCGGCCCCGGGAGGGAGAUGGCCCCGACGGCCCUGCCGAUGACGGCGCCGGGGCUCGGGCCGACCUGGAGCACAGCCUGCUGGUGGCGGCCGAGAAGAAGGACGAGGGCCCCUACAGGAUGGAGCACUUCCGCUGGGGCAGCCCGCCCAAGGACAAGCGCUACGGCGGUUUCAUGACCUCGGAGAAAAGUCAGACGCCCCUGGUGACGCUGUUCAAAAACGCCAUCAUCAAGAACGCCUACAAGAAGGGCGAGUGAGGGCACAGCGGGGCCCCGGGGCUACCCUCCUCCAGGAGGUCGAUCCCAAAGCCCCUUGCUCUCCCGUGCCCUGCUGCCGCCUCCCAGCCUGGGGGUGGUGGCCGUGGCAGAUAAUCAGCCUCUUAAAGCUGCCUGUAGUUAGGAAAUAAAACCUUUGAAAUUUCACAUCCA